AUGGCGAACCCACCCGCGAACGCCGACGACCCUUUCCUCGAAGUCCAGUCCGACGUCCUGUCCACACUCAGCCAGACCCGCACGCUCUUCUCCUCCUACCUCCGCAUCCGCACCCUUGCCGCCUCGCGCCCCAGUCAAAAAUCCGAGGAACUCUCCUCAGCGCGCACAGAGCUUGAAUCCAACCUCACAACCCUGUCCACCGAUCUCACAGACCUGCUAGAAUCAAUUUCGGCCGUCGAGUCCGACCCCUACAAGUUCGGCCUCGAUGUCGCGGAGGUGCAGCGACGGCGCGGCUUCGUGCGCGAGGUCGGCGACGAAGUGGAGGGCAUGAGACGGGAGCUCGAGGGCGCCGCAGCGCACGCAGGCGGCGGCGACAACAUUGCGGCCACGAGUGGCGCGGGGCAAGCGCAGGGAAGGGGCAAAGGGACUCUCCCUUCACCUGCGGACUUUGAUGAUGAGGACGGCGACGGCGACAAUUACGCCGAGUUCGAGGAGCGGCAGCAGCAGACGAUGAUGGCGGAGCAGGACGAGCAGCUGAAUGGCGUGUUUCGCAGCGUGGGAGUGCUGAGGAACCAGGCGCAGGAUAUGGGGAGGGAGCUGGAGGAGCAGGGGGGCAUGCUUGAUGAGGUGGACACGUUGGCGGAUCGCGUGGGCGGCAAGCUACAGACGGGCGUCAAGAAGGUGGGCGAGGUCAUACGGAAGAACGAGGACAGUGUCAGCAGCUGCUGCAUUGCGCUGCUCAUUGUGGUGCUGUGCAUUCUGCUCAUUUUGGCCAUCGUCAUAUGA
Molecule: messenger RNA, 786 nt
Organism: Cyphellophora europaea CBS 101466
Lineage: Eukaryota; Fungi; Ascomycota; Eurotiomycetes; Chaetothyriales; Cyphellophoraceae
Exons: 1
Coding region: 1-786 (261 amino acids)
Biological process (GO): Golgi to vacuole transport; vesicle fusion; intracellular protein transport
Cellular component (GO): SNARE complex; endomembrane system; membrane
Molecular function (GO): SNAP receptor activity; SNARE binding
Source: RefSeq, a predicted model, not a curated record